UGUCAAAGUCAAUAUUAAGAAGAUAAAUUCUCGCAAGUAAAUCUAAUUCAAAGCAUAAUAGUUUACUGUUUUUAAUUUAAAAAAAAUGCGGAGAAAAUCCAAUGUAUCAAUAAUAUAAUUCUUCUGCUAAUUUGGGAAGAAAUCGAGCAGUAGAAUAAGAAACAAUGGGCAAAGAGAAUCGUUCGAAGAAUAAAGAUGCCAUCAAAUCAAUGCUUAAGAAGUCCAUCAAUAAUACACUUAAAGGAUCACGAACUUUUACGCCUUGCAAUUUACAAAUAGCAAAAAGUAACAUACUUUUAUUAAAAAAUAAAAGUUCAUAUCACAAUGUACUGAAGAAAACUGAUAAAAUGAUGAAGGAUCAUUGCAUGGAAACAGACUUUUGUGUACUGAGACGGUAUUACAAAGCUAAAAAAAAUAAAAUCACCAAAAAGGAAACAUUAAAUUCAAGAUCUAAAUAUUCCGUUAAUAAAGAACCCAUUUUAGAUGGAUUUGAAAAAUCUAAAACAGAUAGCAGCGCAUGUGGAGAUAGUAAACAACCGAUAACUAUUAAUGAUAUUGAAGAUUUUAAUGCUAAUCUGACAAAUCUAGUCAUAAACAACUUAAACAAAUUACUAAGAGAUUGGAUAAAGAAUUAUUUAUUUAACAAUGACGAUACUAAAAAGAAAAUACAAAUUAUUCUCGAUUCAAUGCUUAAUAAGUUAGAAGGAAAGAAUAAUUAUGUGUCGUCGUGUUCUACCUACACAGUUGACAUACGAAUAAAGGAAUCAAAUUCAAAAACUAAUUCAGAUUCUAAUUUAGAGACGUCACAAAGUUUUAAAAUUGAUUGUUCUUCAAGAGGAGGUGAAAUAGAUAUACCUAAAUGUAAAACAUUUUCAAGUAUUACAGUUCCUAUGGCGAUAAGACAUUUUUCUAUAAUUUCAACGUUGAGCGUACCAAGAUAUUUCCAUACUUGUCAUCAAAAAAUGAAUAAGAAUAAAUUAUGCCGUUCACGUACUAAAGUAAAGAGAUGCUACAAAAAGAAUAUAAUGCUUACAUUAAGCAGGUCUAAUGGAAUAAUUUCAAACUCAUCGAGUAUUGAUUUUUUGGAGAUAUCAACGAAAUCUUUGACAAAACAUUUUGCAGCUUAUAGAGAUAAGAACAUGAUUAAGAGAAGCUCAAAGAAGCGAAGAAUAGUUUUCAUACCAAGUUCUUAUUGCAAAUUUCCGGGUUCUACAUCAGUGACUAAUAUUAAUGAAGAAACUUUAAUUAGAAAAUUAAAACCAAAUGAAAGGAGACAGCCUUUAGAUACUCUACCUAGUUUGGUUAAAACUAUUUUUACUGAUGAUUUAUGCACCAGUACCGAUGAAAGUGUCGAGAAAAAGGACAUAAGUAUAGUAACCGACGAACAAAUAUCCAGAAAAGAAGAAAAAAAUACGAAGCAAGUUCGUGAAAAUUCAACCAAUAUGUCUCCAUGUAAAACAUCUAACGCUGCCACGGGUAAUGAACCAUCCCGACCACAAUCCCCACAAAGUAAACCAAAGGCUCCUAUUAAACGUCUUACUAUUUCUGACAAUAAUACAUCGAUUGUAAACGUCAAAUCAGACGACAGAGCUAAAGUAGUGAAAUCAUUCAGUUGUAAAGCAUGUUUUAAUGACAAAUUCGAAGAGGACAAAAGGGGUCCUCCUUUACUAACGAUUGAUUUUGUAAACGCAGAUAAAUGUAAUACAUGUCGCAAAGAUGGCUUAGUUGAAACAGCAUCAGUCAUCCGUCGGAUAAAUUCGCUAAGGAAAAUAUUUGGUAAAAAGAAAGAAUGCUGUAAGAAAAAACCAGAAGCACAAAAUUCGGUGGAGUUCGACAAAAUCAAACAUAAACGUUUUUGUUAUGUUCACAAGAAAUCCAAUCCCAAAUUGAAUACAUGUGAAUUUAUAAAUCAUUUUCAAAAUUUAUUUAACUAUUUUGCCACUUACAAAGGUAAAAGAAAUAUCAAAUUAGACAUUCGUAUCAAUGUAUAUCCAACAUUUGAAGGUGGAUCGUGUCGUAACUUGUCCAAAGAUAAUAAAAAGCCGUGUCAAAAAUGUAAUACUGACACAGAAAAUUCAAGCACUACAUCUUUUGGUUCGAGACACUCAUUGUUCAAAAGUAACUCAAGCACUAAAAUAACACAUUGCUGCAAUUGUGCUCCCAAACUUAUAUCAAUUUUUGAAGACAAAUUUAAUGAUAGGAAGACGAAAGAAAGGAUGGAAACUAAAACAUCUCAUUUUAAAGAUAGCUGUGAUAUUAAAAAAGAUAUAAGUAACAAAAUAACUACAACAGCUGAUUUAGAAAUCGCGCAAGAAGUUUUCCAACUCCGAAAUAUAAUUAAAGAUUUGGCAGUCACAGCAGAGAAAUUUGUGAAUGAACAUCUGAAGACCACAAGUUUAAAAACAGAUAAUAAAAAAUCUAACCUCGAUCAGACGAUAUUGUUUAGUACUAAUAUGGAGAGCGUCCAAACAACGUCUAAAGAUGACACAGUAAAACCAAAAGAAAUAGAACGUCGUCCAUCAAAAGAAACUCAAAUAACUAAUAAUGCAUCAUGUCAAAAUCUUCCUGCUAUAAAAGUAAAGAAAGAUGUUAAGAAAAAUAUUAGAGACUUCCACGCUCGUCUUAUGAAGAAAAGUACUUCAUAUAAUGUUAUUGAUAGUGAAACUAUUCUGAAAGUAACUGACAUGACUUCAGCAGCUCAAGCGAUACACCUCAAUUCUGUCACCGAUGAAGCUUUAACAUGCUCUUUACCUAAAUGUAAAUCUUUGUACGACAUAUCUGUUGAUUCAAAUAAGAAUAAGUUGGUUGCAUUUUAUUGUGAAGAACUGAUUACGAAACUUGAUAAUGAAAAUGUGCAUAAAGCACCUUCACGGGGUCUUACAUCUCAAGCACAAAAAACUAUUUAUCCUGACAAAGAUAAAUCUUCAACAAACAUUACUUCUAAUGAUAAACAGAAAAGCAUAAAUAAAGAAGUGGAUUGUACGAAAUGUUUACCGAAUGUUGAUAAUUAUGAUACGAAUAGUUAUUCAUGUUCAUCUGUUUUCAUUAAUGUUAACGAUAAAUCAACUGAGAAUAAAAUUAAAAUACGUACGCGUCGAUCUAUUGGUUUUAAAGAAGGUUCAUUGUACUGCUUAUUGCUUUGGAUACCAGUAAUUGUGAUUAUGUGGUUGUUAUACACUUAUAUUAUCAAAGAUAAACUUAAACCUAAAUUAUUUUCAUUCGAUAAGUUGUCGAGAUCAUUAGAUUUUGGAAAAAAUGGAUCUCGUCUUAGUAUUACAUUGUCCGAUUUAGGAUUUUAGUUGUAAUGUUUGUAUUGGUUUGGAAAAUAAAAAACGUUAAUGUGUUUA
Molecule: messenger RNA, 3347 nt
Organism: Papilio xuthus (Asian swallowtail)
Lineage: Eukaryota; Metazoa; Arthropoda; Insecta; Lepidoptera; Papilionidae
Exons: 2
Coding region: 165-3299 (1044 amino acids)
Source: RefSeq, a predicted model, not a curated record